This is a messenger RNA of Prunus armeniaca (apricot), 3357 nucleotides long. NCBI's taxonomy places the organism in Eukaryota, Viridiplantae, Streptophyta, Magnoliopsida, Rosales, Rosaceae. The record is from the annotation of a GenBank genome assembly.
AUGGAGGCCAUGACCUUGCUGGGACUACCGAACGGUAACGAACCCAUUGACGACCCCCGGGAGGAAAACCCAACGCCAAUGGCACAGCCCGCCGAGGAGCUGGAGACCAUAAUCCUGAACGAGGACUUCCCCGAUCGGUGGGUGAAGAUCGGCACCAAUCUGGAACCCGACCUCCGAAGGCAGUUCAUCGACUUCUUACGGCAGCAUGCGGAAGUCUUCGCCUGGUCUUAUGACGACAUGCCCGGCAUAUCACCCGACGUCAUCAGCCACAAGCUCAGCAUCUCCCCCGCCCACAAACCAGUCAGGCAAAAGCGCCGAUCGUACGAUGCCGAACGGUAUGAGGCGAUGCGAGCCGAAGUUGACAAGCUCAAAGCCAUCGGCUUUAUCAGGGAAGCUACGUACCCUGUGUGGCUUGCCAACUCGGUCAUGGUUCGGAAGGCCAGAGGAGGAUGGCGAAUGUGCCAGGAUUAUACCGACCUGAAUAAGGCUUGUCCGAAGGAUAGUUUCCCCCUACCGAGGAUUGACCAGCUCGUCGAUGCCACCGCCGGGCAUGAGCUGCUCAGCUUCAUGGACGCGUAUUCAGGAUACAACCAGAUCUUCAUGGACCCUGCCGAUAGAGAGCAUACGGCAUUCAUCACAGAUCGCGGUUUGUACUGUUACAACGUCAUGCCCUUCGGCCUGAAGAACGCGGGGGCAACUUACCAACGGCUCGUCAACCGGAUCUUUGCUAAAUACAUCGGCGGCAUCAUGGAGGUUUACGUCGACGACAUGUUGGUAAAGAGCCGAACGGCGGGGGAUCACCUUGAAAACUUGGCCCUCAUGUUCGGUAUUCUAAAGGACUACCGAAUGCGACUGAACCCGGCGAAAUGCGCAUUCGGUGUAUCUUCCGGAAAAUUUCUCGGGUUCAUGAUCAGUCAAAGGGGAAUCGAGGCCAAUCCCGAGAAAAUAAAAGCCAUAAUCGACAUGGAGACGCCGAAGACGCAGAAGGACAUUCAGAGCCUUACCGGGCGUGUCGCUGCCCUAACACGCUUCAUCUCCAAGGCUACCGAUAAAUGCGUGCCGUUCUUCAAAGCUUUGAAAGGGGGCAAACAUCAUAUAACAUGGACUCCCGAAUGCGACCAGGCAUUUCAAAACUUGAAGAACUACAUGAGCCAGGCACCACUGUUAUCGAAACCCUUGCCAGGCGAAGUACUACUUCUAUACCUUUCGGUAUCCAACACUGCCGUCAGCUCGGUGUUGAUAAGGAAGCCGGAGAAGGCGGAGCUACCAAUCUUUUAUGUCAGCAAGGCGCUCCAGAGCGCAGAGCUUCGGUACCCACCCUUGGAACAGCUAGCGCUGGCCCUGGUCGUCUCGGCGCGAAGACUUCGCCCUUACUUCCAGGCUCACGAAAUCACGGUUCUGACGAACCAACCUCUUCGGCAGGUGCUCCAAAAGCCGGAAACAUCUGGCCGAUUGGUCAAAUGGGCAAUCGAGUUGGGAGAGUUUGACAUACAGUUCAAGCCAAGGCCCGCAGAAAAAGGCCAAGCCGUUGCCGAUUUCAUCUCCGAACUCACACCUCCUGCUCUAUCGGAACCGUCAUCGCCGAGCGCUGUACCUGCCGAACCAGGAAAAAUGGAUACCGAACGUUUCGACACGUCCACUCCUCUCUGGAUCCUGCACGUGGACGGCUCGGCAAACCAGCAAGGCUGUGGCGCCGGCCUAGUGUUAACCACUCCAGACGGUAGCAAGAUCGAGUACGCCCUCCGAUUCAGCUUCCGAACCUCCAAUAACGAGGCAGAAUAUGAGGCCCUCUUGGCUGGCCUUCGGCUAGCCCAAAGCAUGAGCGCGAGGCAGAUCAGCAUUCACAGCGACUCCCAGCUCAUAGUAAACCAGAUAACGGCAGACUUCGCAGCAAAGGAUGCCUCAAUGUCAGCUUACCUGUCGGCAGCCCACCAGCUACUACAGAAAUUCCAAGCCUAUGAGAUACGGCAGAUCCCCAGGUCGGAAAAUAGCCAUGCCGACGCACUCUCACGUUUGGCCUCGGCAAUAAAUGACAAGGUCGGAAGGAAGGUACCGGUGGAGAUACUAUCCCAACCAAGUACAACCGCCGCUGAGGUAUGUACCGUUCGGUACGAGGAGACCUGGAUGUCUCCAAUCUACGCCUAUCUGACAGCCGGAACCCUUCCUGCCGAUAAGUCGCAAGCUCGGAAACUUCGCUACCGAUCGGCAAGAUACACAGUCAUCAACGAUGUUCUGUACAAACGAGGCUACACGACGCCGUACUUAAAAUGCCUGACCAAAGAGCAAGGGGACUACAUCCUUCGGGAGGUCCACAGCGGAAUCUGCGGGGACCAUUCUGGUUCCCGAUCGCUCGCACACAAGGUCUUCCGGCAGGGUUAUUUCUGGCCGACUCUGCACCAGGAUGCCAACACACUAGUCAAGAAGUGCGACAAAUGCCAACGGUUCGGAAGUGUCCCUCACAUUCCCGCCGAGCCACUGUCACCGAUCGUGAGCCCAUGGCCGUUCGCCCAAUGGGGACUGGAUCUAAUCGGUCCGAUGCCCGAGGGCAAGGGUCAGGUAAAAUACGCUGUUGUUGCCGUAGACUACUUCACCAAAUGGGUAGAAGCCAAAGAACUAGCAACGAUAACGGCAGCCAGAAUCGAGGAUUUCGUUUGGACAAACAUUUGCUGCCGAUUUGGCAUCCCCUACGCGAUCGUCACGGAUAACGGCAGGCAAUUUGAUUCGGAAGUUUUCCGGCAAUUUUGCAAACGACUCAAGAUCAACCUGUUCUUUGCUUCGCCAGCACACCCCCAAUCGAACGGACAGGUCGAAGCCAUGAACAAAAUUGUCAAGAAGCUGUUGAAACGGCAGCUUGACAAAGCCAAAGGGGCAUGGCCAGAAAAGCUUCCGGAGGCGCUAUGGGCCAUACGGACAUCUUACCGAACGGCAACGGGGGAAACACCAUUCUCCAUGGCUUUCGGUUCAGAGGCAGUAGUCCCAGUAGAGAUCGGAGAACCCUCCUACCGAACGGGAACCUUCGCACCAAAGGCAAAUGAGGAAGCGCUAGCUCUGAGCCUCGACUUACUCGAAGAGCGCCGAGCACAAGCCAACCUUCGGAACGAAGCCUACAAACAACGCGUCUCUCGGUACUAUGACUCCAGGGUCAAGUCCCGCUCUUUCCGAGUCGGAGAUUGGGUCAUGCGGAAAGUCUCCUUGGCAACCAAGAAUCCCACGGAAGGAACCCUCGGACCUUCCUGGGAGGGACCCUACGAGAUCAUCGGUAUCCAGCGGUCGGGGACUUACCGACUCAGAGACUCCAAUGGAAAGACCCUCGGUCACCCUUGGAACAUAGAGCAUUUGAAGUACUACUUCAAAUGA